AUGCAGUUGCCCAGCAGAAACAGCUCCAAGCUGGUGAAGAUGGAGAAUGGCACAGUGGAUGAACAGAACCAAACUGGGCUGCUGCCAAGUCAAGAAAUUAUCACUACUGAAUACCAAGUGGUUACCAUCCUCUUGGUCCUCUUCAUCUGUGGACUUGGCAUAGUGGGCAAUGUCAUGGUGGUGUUGGUAGUUCUCAGGACUAAACACAUGAGGACUCCUACUAACUGCUACCUGGUGAGUCUCGCUGUGGCUGAUCUCAUGGUGCUGAUGGCUGCAGGACUACCCAACAUUACUGAGAGCCUCUAUGGAUCUUGGGUCUAUGGUUAUGCAGGAUGCCUCUGCAUUACUUACCUCCAGUACCUAGGCAUCAAUGCUUCUUCUUGCUCCAUCACGGCUUUCACCAUUGAGAGAUACAUAGCCAUCUGCCACCCAAUCAAAGCCCAAUUCCUAUGUACUUUUUCAAGAGCCAAAAAGAUCAUUAUUUUUGUCUGGGCUUUCACCUCCAUAUACUGUAUGCUCUGGUUUUUCCUUCUAGAUCUCAACACUGUAGUCUACAAAGAUACCAUUGUUGUGUCCUGUGGCUACAAGGUGUCCAGAAGCUACUACUCCCCUAUAUAUAUGAUGGAUUUUGGUAUAUUUUAUGUUGUGCCAAUGAUACUGGCCACUGUCCUCUAUGGUCUGAUUGCAAGAAUAUUAUUCCUGAAUCCCAUCCCUUCAGAUCCAAAAGAAAAUUCUAAGACAUGGAGAAACAACUCAACUCACCAAAGCAAGAAUGUGAACUCCAAGACAACAAACAGGUGCUUCAAUAGCACUAUUGCUUCUAGAAGACAGGUUACCAAGAUGCUGGCCGUAGUUGUAAUACUCUUUGCCUUGUUAUGGAUGCCAUAUCGGACAUUGGUUGUUGUAAACUCCUUUCUCUCCAAGCCUUUCCAAGAAAAUUGGUUCCUGUUAUUUUGUAGAAUCUGCAUUUAUCUAAAUAGUGCCAUCAAUCCUGUGAUUUACAAUCUCAUGUCCCAGAAAUUCAGAGCAGCCUUCAGGAAACUCUGCAACUGCCAGAAGAAACAGUCAGAGAAACCUGCUAAUUACAGUGUGGCUCUAAACUAUAAUGCCAUAAAGGAGUCUGAGCACUUCAGCACUGAACUAGAAGACAUUACCAUCACCAACACCUACCUGUCUUCUGCAAAAAUGUCCUUUGAUGAUACAUGUUUGUCUUCUGAGGUAACAUUUAGCAACACUUAAUAUGCUAUUCUAUUAAUACUAACCAAUAUGUUGUGUGCAUAUACAAGGAACCA
Alligator sinensis (Chinese alligator) is the source of this 1292-nucleotide messenger RNA. It is a transcript of the gene TRHR, whose product is annotated as thyrotropin releasing hormone receptor. Lineage: Eukaryota; Metazoa; Chordata; Crocodylia; Alligatoridae. Gene Ontology annotation, biological process: phospholipase C-activating G protein-coupled receptor signaling pathway. The transcript is spliced from 2 exons. The coding region runs from base 1 to 1239 and encodes 412 amino acids. The record is from RefSeq and is a predicted model, not a curated record. Gene Ontology annotation, molecular function: thyrotropin-releasing hormone receptor activity. Gene Ontology annotation, cellular component: membrane.